AUGAGCGCCUCGGCCAUCCGCCGAAAGUCCUACAAGAGAGCCCAAGAGGAAGCCGGGCUGUUCUCCCCCGUCCACUGGGAGGGCGACAAGGGCAGCAACGGAGACGUUCCGGCUGGGAAGCUGCAGGUCAUGGAAAAGUUCUUCACGCCUGUCCGGCAGACCAAGGAGAACAAGGGGGCCUCCUCCUCUUCCUCCACCGACUUGGGGCUCAGGGACUGCAGCAGCUGCCACCAGCAGUGGGCCGAGAGCCGGAGCGGCCACUUCUCCACGCUCUCGUCAUCCUCAGCCUCCUCCACCUCGGCCUCCUCCUCAGCCUCCAGCUCGGCCUCGUGGUCCUCUGAAGCCAGCCUGGACAAAGAGGCCUUCUUGCUGACCAGCCCUCGCUACCACCCCCAGCACUCGCAGUCCUGCGUGGACCUUUCAGGAGAAGCCAGGGCCUUCCGCCGCAGUCGGGAAGAAGAAAUGGCGGAGUUUGAGGAGGAGGAAGCUCCCGGCUCCUUCAGCCGCUUGAGGAAAGGACAGAGCAAGAGUGCCGACCGGCUGGGCAACCGCCACGGCCUGCAGUCGCAGCCUGGCCAACCCGACGGCGUGGACAGACACCUCUACAAGGCUGCCAGCCUGGAGCGCAGCCUUGCCUUCAGCGAGCAGGCGGAAAUCCUGGCCCCGCGACAGCCCCACUAUGCCGGGGCUCCAGCGCCAAGCAAAGGCAUCUUGAAAAACGGGACGGUGGCCGGUGGUGACUGGCUGCGGAAGGCCAAGUCCAUUGAAACCAUCACUGUGCGGUCCGUAGGGAAGGAGCCUCCGUCUGCCCCCGGGCCUGCUAGGCCUCUCCAGAGGGAGAAGCAGCCCCCAAACAGCUUGGAUCUGAGCGCCCCCAAAAAGCCCCCCGUCACAGAAAGGAUGAAGCUGGUGGAGGAGAAGCUCCGCUUCUCAGAGUUCCUGAACGAGAUCACCCAGCAGGUGAUGAGCCCCUCCAGCCUCAGUUCGCUGGGCUGGAAGCCCCCAGAGCCCUCCCUGGCCAGCAAGGCCCCCAGCACCGACGGGUCAGACUCAAAAGGCUCCAGCAGCAAAGGCAGCUCCCCAGGGUCCUUGCUGGAGAUGGCUGAGGCGAAAGCAGAGGCAGCGGCAAGGAGGAGGACGGGGCAGGCCGAGGCCAAGGCGGACGCCCUUCCCAGCCCCCACAGCCGACCCCAAGCCAGCCUGGCCUUUGGCAGGGCCACAGAUGAGGCCAGUACCAGUCCGGAACUGGCGCCCUUCACUCACUUGCCAGCUAAGCUGGGGAGUUUGCCUAAGCUGCCAGGAGAGGCAGCCAAGCGGCCGAAGAAGCCCAGCGAGGCCAAAGGUGGACACGGGCAGGAGGCCAAGAGGCUGGAACAGCCCCUCAAGAAAGCAGAGAAGGGCCUUCCCACCGGAGGGACAGCCGAGAAAGCCAACCCUCUGGAAGAGCACGAGGGUGUAGCCGCGAAGAAGAGGAUGCACAACAGCAAGGUAUGGGGGCCUGGCAGGGGCCUGUGGGGUUUCCUCCUCGGAGUGCCUUUCCCUGCCAUCCUGCUGCCCCACACCAUUAACAAAACCCAGGUGAGCUGCCAAAGGCUCACACCUUCUAGGCGGCCCAUUAAAUCUCAAUGAUGGAAAAGCACUCUGUACGUGUUCAGUCAGGCCACAGGGUCUGAUAACCUGAGGUCGAGCCGCACAAUUUAGGAGGGACUUGAACUUGUAUUUCCUGUGCAUUUUCAAAGGCCACACACUAUGUUUUUCAUUUGGCUAACUAGAGAGCACAAACCUUUAGUGGCACGUGGCCUUACCUGGCUAUGUUCUGAUCCCUUUUCAUAAACCUAUGGGGAGGCCGCACUUGGAAUAUGGCGCCCAGUUCUAGCCAUCGCAUCCCAAAAUGAAUACUUGGGAAGGUGCAGAAAUGAGUGACUAAAAUGAUUAGAGUGUUUCAGGAAGACCCAUUUGUGAAAGGCUAAUUUUUUGGGUGGGGGAUGAGGAAGAGAAGACUACAGGUGGGGGAACAUGAUGGAGACUUUAAAAAUCAUAAAGGUCUCUACAAUAUCCUUUUUGAUGUGAAGCAAUCAGUAUUCUGCAUGUAGCUGUAUUGGAUAACCACUCUAUAACGUUGGCUCAUUGGUCCCAGAGUUCCCAGAUUUGGGGCAGGGCAUGUCCAAGUUGGGAAGAUGCAAUCCUAUUUCUCCUCUAAUGCAUAGGAAAAUGUUUCUGGAGUUGGGGACACUGACUCAUCUGGUAGGUGUGUGUGUUUAAACCUGUUGUCACAAUCUUAAGUGGUAGUAUCUUUGCUUUAGAGAAUAAUUUAAAAAUGAAAGUAUGGAGAUUAAUUUUCCCUUUUUUUUAUCUCCAGGAGCUGCUGGCAGAGGCAGAACAACCUGUGUGAGUAUGCAAAUCAGCAGUUGGUUGACCCAGGGUCUUCCUCCAGGGAUCAUCUUCCAGCACCUAUCCUCUCCCUUCAUGGGGCAGCAGUAGCAAAGCAGGGAGCCAGUGGUAAAAGUUCUACCUGCUUUGCGGUUGCCCUGGCUGCUGCUCCCUUUCUUGCUGCUGCUGCUUGCUUAAGACACUGCAGCUACAGGUAUCAAACCGCCUACCACCUGCAGAGAUUUUGAUCCUCUGCUGCUGUUCGCUAGAAUUGCUUCUCCAUCUCAUGUACACACUCCCUACUGUCAUUACAGGCCCUCACAGGAGCAGGAGCCAGCAUCCCCAGCGCAGAAGGAGGAAGCAGAUGCCAAACCCAGAACGGCUCAGCGAGACCUGCAGAAAACCUGGGACGAGCUGGACGCUCUAAAAGAAAAAUUCAGCAGGUGACGCGUCAAAAGCACGGCGGUCAGGGCUCAUCCUGUAUUCAGGAUUUGUGAAAGAGCUUUUUCCAGGCCAACCUGCAUGUAGCGGGGAGGAGUUUGCUCUCAAAGCCCCGCCCUUUGGGGGAGGAGCAAAAGAUGCUUCAAUUGGAUUAAUGCAACCAAUUGAUAUAUUAAUAUAUAGAGUAAUUUUGUGCAGGACUUUGGCUCAGAGUUUUUCCUGUCAUGACUGUAUUUCCUUCCUUUCAGGCUUCAGGAAGACUAUUCCAACACACGCCUCACUAACCAGCUGCUGGAAGACAGACUUCAGAUUAUUGUAAGGGAAACGUUAAAAAACCGAAUGAAUAAAUUUGGUUCUCGCCAUUAUAUUAUACAUACUGGCAAAAAGCAAAAAUACAUCGCCACUGGGAACUAUACCGCUGUGCUAUGUCAAAACAUGCAUGAAGUUAUCAAGAUGAUGGUUCCUUUUUUAGCAGCCACACGUCCAGCUGUUAGUGAGAAAAAGAUUCUCACCACCCUGCCUCUUUAGAGUAGCAGCUCCUAAAAGUAUGGGAGACGAGUUAUAUGGUCAAACUAAUGGAUCUUGUUGGAAGAAGAGAAGGAAUAUAAUUAUUUUUUUGAAAAGCGGAGCUUUUUUUCUUCUUAUUCUGGAACCAGUAAGUUCAGAGCACAACCCAGUGCCCUAUGAAUAAGGUUGUAAAAAGAGAAGACAACAUUGAGCCCCACUGAAAUAGAUGCACAGCAAGACUCACUUAGGCCCAUUUAUCUUUGUGGGUCUAUUCUAGAUGGAUCCACCCCAAUAUGUUUAAAUACAUAGCUGUUUUUGCUUUUUUAUUAUUAUAUUUUAUUCCCUCUGCAUCCCUGUCCCCCUUACAGUAACUGGCCCCUAGGCUUGUCGCAAGAAACAUACUUAAAUUACCGUACUUAUUUAAUUAAGUUACACUUUGCAACACCAAUUAGAGUGUAUUCUAUUUGUAUUAUUAUGCCUUGCUGCUCUCUCUGUCUCUCUCUCUUUCUGGCCUCCUUUGCUGACUUGCCUCCCCGCCCCAUGCUUUCCUCACAACAGGCUCAGAGCAUGGCUGAAGAAAAGCAAACUUUGAACCAGCGGAUCAAUGAGUUGCUGGAGAGGCUGAUCAGUGCCCAAAACACAAUUUGCACCUUGGAGAAAAUUAACGUGAGUACUUUGAUCAACGUACUUUUUUUGGGGGGGGGGUGAGGAGAGAAAGGUAGAACAACAGAAUAAUGGAGGAGAACUUGAAUCAUGGGAGGUCCAAUUUCCUCUGCCCCACUACUCUAGCGGGGGAAAUUCAGAGUGCGAGACUAUUCCCAACAAAAGGCUCUUGAAAUUCUACUUCAAGACCUCUAAAGGAGGAGAGCCCAGCACCCCACAGGUUAGGUUGAUCUCACUUAUCCAUCAAGAGGUUUCUCCUACUGCCCUCUUGCUCCUCUUUUGAAACCUCCUUAGAUCUAGUCCUGCCCUCUCUCUGGGGCAGCGGAGAAAAGAAGCAGCCUUUUCCCACUGCUGUGUGUGAUGGUGCUGCUGGCAAGAGCCCUUCCAAUAUUGUUGCCCCAGUCUUCUCUUAUCCAGUUCCUUCAACUUUUCCUCAUUUUCCAUACAGGCAGCUCCCUGUUUAUGCAGGUCUUACGUUCCAAGACACCGCACACAUCUGUGAAAUCGCAUAUAAUUGAAACCCAUUGAAAACCCCCGCAAACAAACCACUCCAUCCCUAUCCCACCCUUUUAGUGAUAUUUCAGUGACUUCAGGAUUCAGCGUGAUGCAUUUAUACACGGUUGUACACAUCUUGAAUGUGCAUAAACCGCUCUCCUCCAAAUCUGUUCCACUUUACAGGGGCAAACAUAUUUAAAGCAUAUCCUCAAGCUACAAGACCUGCUGGGAUUUUUUUGGGAGGGAAGGCUAUUACCUAAAUGGUCCGAAUGGUCUUUGCUCUCUCUCCACUCACAGAUCUCAGGGCUGCUGGCAAAGCCUAGCCUGGAAAAGCAGCGGCGCAGUGGGAAGGACGAGUCUCCCUCCGACAGCCUCUGCUCUCUGCACGUUCUGGAUGUCGCGCCCCCUCCUGCUUUCAUGGAUGGCGCCUCUGAUACGCAAACCACCCCGAACCAGUCCGACUCAGCCACUGAAACCAGCAAGCUGGGCUGCAGCUCCGAAUCGGACACAGCAGCCGGGCCUAGCGAGGAGAGGAGCCUCCUGCUGAAGUAUGAGGCGGCCCUGGUGGCACCGUCCCCAGAAGGGCUAAAGAGACACAGCAAGAGCCACACCCGGGCCACAGCCUUCAUCCCCUGGAAGCAGAAGUCCACCACGUUCUCAACGCAAGACACGAAUUCGACAGAAAGCGAGUGCAGCGGGGAGGAGGAAGCAGCCCCGCUUUGCCCCCUCCCAGCCCCGCGCUUCCUAUAUUUGAGGCAGGAGGCCCUGGUGGCCCCGCCGGGGCCCAGCAGCCAUUUCCCAGCCUUGCCCACACUGCAGCCAGAGGUCUUUGAAGCAGCCCACCUGCCUUCCCCCACCAACCUGCCGCCCAGUGGGAAGCUUGAGGAGAUGGUGCCAGAAAUGAGCAGCUCUGAGAGCUCUGAGGAUGGCGAGGUCUCCUGGAGCCCUGGCUUGGUGGAGAAGACAUCAGGAGGACCCCACCUGGAUUACCAGUCGGCCCAAAAAAUGCUUGACGGCCUGCUGCAGAAGAGCCGCCGGGGGAAUGAACCACCCAAAGCGGGCAGGUUGGAAGGCUUCCGCUUAGCUGGUGCCACAGAGGGGAACGGAGCAGGCCGGGGCCUCCCUCACUACCACCAGCAGCAGCACCAGCAACACAGGAUCCGUUACUACCAAGAGUUCCCGAGUCCUGAGGAGGGAAAGAGCUACCCAUGCCCCCUGGGCACCACGGGGGCAGUGGUGGGGCUAGAGGCCAGCGAUGCUGCACAAGAUUCUACAUCCCUCUGAGAUGGGAUGAAAAGAAGCCGCUCCCUUAGCCAUGCCAUACUUCCCACCCCCUGCAAUCCACGGGACUGUCUUUCCUUACUCAGUGGUGAAGAAAAAGCACUCUGCACGUGACUCAGAUGAACUUUCUCCUUUAGGCUUAUCUUCAUAUGAAUCAGGUCCUGAACCAGGUCCUGAGCUAAGCUCCUGGACCCCAUGGGAACCUUGGCCAGCCCCUUUCCCACCUCUCCUCCAGGUGUAACUUUUGGUUGUAAUUCAAUCCCCGUUUUGAUUUAAAAAGCAUCAGCAGCAGCUAGCUUAUAUUAAAUCUCUGUCUUGUAGUUUGGAAAGUUUAUUUUAGUGAAGAGGAAAUCUGAUGAUGUGCUUCUUCUUUCGUAACAAAUGGGGUGCAAGUUUAUUUACAGCGUGAAGCACGUCACACUGAAGUUCAGACACAUGAGAAGCAGUCACCUAAAGGACAAUUCACUAUUUGCAUUCAGAAGUGUGUGUUGUUGUUGUUUAAAGAUAAUUCCUGUAAGGCAGAGCUUUCCAAACUUUUUAUGUUGGUGACACUCUUUUUAGACAUGCAUCAUUUCGCGACACAGUAAUUCAGCUUUACAAUGGUACCUCGGGUAACGAACUUAAUUCAUUCCAGAGGUCUGUUCUUAACCUGAAACUGUUCUUAACCUCACGGGGCUUCCCACUGCCACCACACCACCGGCGUGCAAUUUCCAUUCUCAUCCUGGGGCAAAGUUCUCAACCCAAGGUACUACUUUCGGGUUAGCGGAGUUUGUAACCCGAAAUGUUUGUAAUCUUGAGCUACCACUGUACUAGCAAACUGGAGGUUAAAUGAACGCAUUCAUGUGACACAUCUACACACUGCAGCUGAAAUGCUAAUAUGUCACUACACACAGUUUAGAAAGCUCUGCCGUAAGGGCUUAGUAUGGCAAAGAGUGAUCUAAUUUUCUAACCAGGCUUUUACCUGUAAGCAUUGUAUCAGGCCAGCACUGUUCUUGUGGGUUUUCGCUGGGUGGUUGUUAGCUUUUGAAGCCUAUGAACUAGAAAAUGUAUAAGCAACUAGAAUUCUAAACAGGUCAUAUGGGUUUACCAUUCAUCUUCAACAUUUUCCCACCUCCUUGAUCAAAAGAAUGAUGGCUCAAAAUAAUGCCUUCUUGGGGAAGGUACAAUUCGGAAUAACAGGAUUUAAACUAAAAUUAAGUGACAACUUAAUUUUAAUUUUCUAUUGUGGAAAUCCUGGUGGAGUAUUUUUCUUUUAUUUUCAUCCCUCAGAUGUGCACAGAACCGGCAAACUAUGCGACGACAAACAAUACUGGGCAGCAAUCUGAUAAGCAUGUGUGGAGCACUUAAGAUUGCUUUUGUUUCUUUUCUGCUGUGCUUCUCGUAAAUAUACAUAAUUGUUUGGAAAGGAAAUCUGACUUUAAUGUAAAUAAAUUUAUCAACACAAGCAUAUUAAAAUUAAAUCAAAAUCAGU
This is a messenger RNA of Podarcis lilfordi (Lilford's wall lizard), 7228 nucleotides long. The record is from the annotation of a GenBank genome assembly. NCBI's taxonomy places the organism in Eukaryota, Metazoa, Chordata, Lepidosauria, Squamata, Lacertidae.